Molecule: messenger RNA, 238 nt
Organism: Cladocopium goreaui
Lineage: Eukaryota; Dinophyceae; Suessiales; Symbiodiniaceae
Source: the annotation of a GenBank genome assembly
GCUUGCCUUGGCAAACACCACAGUCCUGCGAUGCACCAUGCCCUCCGUGGGAAGCCAAGUGGACAGACGUUGGAAGGGGCAGCACAUCUCAAGGAUGCGCUCGGGCCGUUGGAGAACUGCAGCCAAAUGCCAUGGAGUCUCUGCAGACAUUCAGGAGAAAGCCGAAGAACGUGUGCCAGAACGACAUUCGUUGCGUGAGGCGGAAUUCGCUGGCAUUUUGCCAGGGGUGCCUCAUUGA